Molecule: messenger RNA, 1070 nt
Organism: Oryzias melastigma (Indian medaka)
Lineage: Eukaryota; Metazoa; Chordata; Actinopteri; Beloniformes; Adrianichthyidae
Gene: sys1
Product: SYS1 golgi trafficking protein
Exons: 4
Coding region: 338-808 (156 amino acids)
Biological process (GO): Golgi to plasma membrane protein transport; protein localization to Golgi apparatus; Golgi to endosome transport
Cellular component (GO): trans-Golgi network; Golgi membrane
Source: RefSeq, a predicted model, not a curated record
CAGAUGGGGGCGCCCGAACACCAAAGUUGCAGAGUGAUCACAGCCAGGAAAGCCGUAAAGCAAAAGAAAUGCUGUCAGAAAGUGUGACGUCUACGUUUAAUGAAAGCUUUAGCUAGCCAUCGAAUGGUUUUACUUUAAUUUUUGGAUCUGAUAAGCCGCUCAAAUCAGGAAGAAGCAGCCUAAAUACGUUUUGUUGAACGUAAACACACCAAUACGUCAAUAAUUUCGCCAUUCAGAUCUUGUGGUUGUGCAUAGACUCCUGUGCAUGGGCCAACUUGUGCCUCUUGAGGUCAGCUGGUUGCAUCCUUUGGCCUUGCAUGUGUAAAAUCCAUCACAAAUGGCCAGCAACUUCCGGAGCUACAUCUGGGACCCGGUCCUCAUCAUCUGUCAGAUUGUGUUAAUGCAGUGCAUCUACUACAGCUUCUUGGGCCUGUGGCUUGCUGGAGUAGACAGCCUUGUGCACAGUAGUCGGUCACUGGAUCAAAUCUUCAGUUAUGAGGUCCUUGGUUUUGCAACCAUACAGGGCAGGCUCUCAAUGAUGGCUUUCAUCUUGAACUCUCUUACCUGCGCUCUCGGUCUCUGGUUUUUUAUCCGCCGUGGGAAACAGUGCCUGGACUUCACGGUCACCGUACACUUUUUCCACAUGAUCGGCUGCUGGAUUUAUAACGCCCAUCUUCCGUCUGCCCUGUCGUGGUGGCUGGUGAACGUCGCCUGCAUGGCGCUGAUGGCUGUGAUCGGAGAGUACCUGUGCAUGCGGACUGAGCUAAGAGCCAUUCCUGUUAACAGUGGACCAAAAUCCAACCUGUAAAUUCUAUCACACAAUCCCAAACGUCUGGAUUGUUCAACCUCGAAGACUUGUCUGGUGAACAAUGGACUUCCUUCAGCAUUCAUAUUGGGUUAUCAUGCUUUUUUGUCCUGUUACCUUUAGAUUAAUGAAGUGCUGCUCAUGAUUCACUGUCAGUAUUAUGUGUGUAUUAUAAUAAAAUACUUGUUUUAUGCUGUUUAAAGAGAAUGUUGGUGUUAAUUCUUCCCUCCAGAUACUGUCAAUAUAUUUAAUGUUCACAUCAGCA